This is a messenger RNA of Sorghum bicolor (sorghum), 873 nucleotides long. RefSeq names its product 26.7 kDa heat shock protein, chloroplastic. The record is from RefSeq and is a predicted model, not a curated record. Gene Ontology annotation, biological process: response to heat. NCBI's taxonomy places the organism in Eukaryota, Viridiplantae, Streptophyta, Magnoliopsida, Poales, Poaceae. The transcript is spliced from 2 exons. The coding region runs from base 115 to 675 and encodes 186 amino acids.
UCUAUAUAUACAGUUGAGGUACACGGAUAAGAGACACUUGCAUUGCACCUGACGAACUAACUAGCUACUCAAUCGAUCACUAGCUAUAGUGAUUUUAUUUCUGAACUGCAAACAAUGUCGACAAUUAUUUCGACUUCUCUCGGCUUACUGCUAAGCCGGCCGGCAACAUCUUCAGCUGGCGCGUCGUCCUUCGGGUUUCUGAAACCAGCAGUGGUGACACUCCCUUGCGCUCCUGCAGAGAAGAAGCGGCCUCGUUCCAUCUGCUAUUCUGUGGAUGCCAAGGCCACCGACUAUCCAUUUAACAUCUCACCCGUUGCCCUUGUGCAUCCUGAGAUGCCGCCCACGUCGACGCCGCGGUGGGAGAUCAAGGAAGACGGCAAGAACGUCAGGCUGACAUUCUUCAACUUGCCGGAGGGUGCUACAACGGGCGACUUCCAGGUUGCCGUGGAGGACGAUGUGCUCAUCAUCAGGACGAAGAAGCCCAAGCCGGCAGCAGCAGAGGAACAAAGGCAAAGUGAGCCGCCCCCCGCCGACAGCGUCUCGUUCCAUGUCCGUCUGCUCGUGCCCAAGGGGUACGACAAAGAGAGUGUCCGCGCCCAACUGCAGCUCAGGGCGCUGGUUGUCACCGUCCCCAAGGUUAAUCCUUCCUUCACCAAGGAGGUUGCUAUCGACUGAAAAUAGGAACCAACUCUUCUGGAAACCAUUUUCUCUUGAAGUACUAGGCGUGUAUUUUGUGUUUACCAGCCUGCCUAUCUCUUUCGUCUCUGAAAGAAUGGACGAUGAGUACUAGGAGCGACUAGCGAGGACCAAUAUAUAAUGCAUGCGUCAUUUGUCUUUUGAUCACUGCGAAUACAGAUCGAUUUUCCACCACCA